Molecule: messenger RNA, 3127 nt
Organism: Panicum hallii
Lineage: Eukaryota; Viridiplantae; Streptophyta; Magnoliopsida; Poales; Poaceae
Product: probable lipoxygenase 8, chloroplastic
Exons: 6
Coding region: 117-2951 (944 amino acids)
Biological process (GO): lipid oxidation
Molecular function (GO): oxidoreductase activity, acting on single donors with incorporation of molecular oxygen, incorporation of two atoms of oxygen; protein binding; metal ion binding
Source: RefSeq, a predicted model, not a curated record
CUCAAAUGGCACCCACACGCCAUUAACCAUCGCGAACAAGCGCACACGCAAGCUCAAAGCUCGGUUCAAUCCGCGGCGCACCGUACCCCGGGUGCGUCUAUAUAAACACGUGCGGCAUGGCUCUUCUGCUCAAGCCAUCACCAAGCAGCAGCACCCAAACCUGUUGUGGUUGUAGCACAGCAGCAGCACAAAGCCCUCUCGUCCUCGUCCUUGCCUCCUCUCCCUCCUCGUUGAGCCGCCGCCCGUUGCCGUCGCUGCCGAUCCAGCUCGGCCGGCCGCGGCGCGGACGAGGGAAAGGGAAGAGGAUCGCCAUAGGUUGCGUGGCGUCGGCGCGGUCGGAGGCGCCGAGCAGCAGCACAUCAGGCAGUAGCAGUGCGGCCGCGUCGGGUUCGGCGGCCAUGGCGGCGGGGGCGGCGCGCGUGAAGGCGGUGGCGACGAUCAAGGCCACCGUGGGCGGGUUCCUGGACAGCCUGCGGCCGUCCAGGGCCAUCGACGACGUCAAGGACCUCAUCGGCAGGUCGCUCUACCUCGAGCUCGUCAGCUCCCAGCUUGACGCAAAGACGGGGCAGGAGAAGCCCACCCUCCGGAGCUACGCGCACAAGGUGGCGGACGACGACGACGAGGUGGUGGCCUACGAGGCGGACUUCGACGUGCCGGCGGACUUCGGCGCGGUCGGCGCCGUGCUGGUCACCAACGAGCACCACGCGGAGAUGUUCCUCGAGGACAUCAGGCUGAUGCCGUCCUCCUCCGACGACGACGGCGCCCCGCUCCUCGCCAUCCGGUGCAACUCGUGGGUGCAGCCCAAGUCCGGCGGCGGCGGCGACGCGCCGGGGAAGCGCGUCUUCUUCGCCAACAAGCCUUACCUGCCGAGCCAGACGCCGCCGGGCCUCCGGAGCUACCGGAGGAAGGACCUGGAGCAGAAGCGCGGCGACGGCCGCGGGCAGCGGAAAUCCACCGACCGUGUCUACGACUACGACACCUACAACGACCUCGGCGACCCCGACGACGGCGCCGACAAGGCCCGGCCGGUCCUCGGCGGCAGCAAGCAGUUCCCCUACCCGCGCCGCUGCCGCACCGGCCGGCCCAUGUCCACCAAAGACCCGAAGACGGAGACGAGGAGUGGCGACAACUACGUGCCGAGGGACGAGGCGUUCUCGGAGGAGAAGCAGCUGCAGUUCUCGGUGAAGACGCUGCGGUCGGUGCUCCGCGCCGCCGUGCCGGCCGUGCAGUCCACGCUCAUCGACCCCGACCUCGGCUUCCCGUCCUUCUUCGUCAUCGACAAGCUGUUCGAGGACGGGGUCGAGCUGCCCAAGGCCGAGCAGCUCGGAUUCCUCGCCGGCGUCCUGCCCCGCCUGCUGCAGAAGCUCCGCGACAGCCCCGGCGACCAGGUCCUCCUCUUCGACAGGCCCGCCAAUGUCAAGAAGGACAAGUUUGCAUGGUUGAGGGACGGGGAGUUCGCGAGGGAGACGCUUGCCGGGAUGAAUCCGUACGCAAUCGAGCUCGUCAGGGAGUUCCCUCUGAAGAGCAAGCUCGACCCGGCGGUGUACGGGCCGGCGGAGUCGGCGAUCACCGCCGAGGUGCUGGAGCAGCAGAUGGGGCGAGUGAUGACGGUCGCCGAGGCGGUGAAGCAGAAGCGGCUCUUCAUGCUGGACUACCACGACCUGUUCCUGCCGUACGUGCACAAGAUCCGGGCGCAGGAGCACACCACCAUGUACGGCUCGCGCACCGUCUUCUUCCUCUGUGACGACGGCACGCUGCGGCUGCUGGGCAUCGAGCUCACCCGGCCGGCGUCGCCGGCGCAGCCGCAGUGGAGGCGCGUGUUCACCCCGUCCACGGACACCACCGAGUCCUGGCUGUGGCGGAUGGCCAAGUCCCACGUCCGCGCGCACGACUCGGGCCACCACGAGCUCGUCAGCCACUGGCUGCGCACGCACUGCGCCGUGGAGCCGUACAUCAUCGCCGCGAACCGGCAGCUCAGCGAGAUGCACCCCAUCUACCAGCUGCUCCACCCGCACUUCCGCUACACCAUGCGGAUCAACGCGCUCGCACGGACGGCGCUCAUCAACGCCGGCGGCAUCAUCGAGCUCUCGUUCUCGCCGCAGAAGUACGCCAUGGAGCUCAGCUCCGUCGCGUACGACCAGCUCUGGCGCUUCGACACGGAGGCCCUCCCUGCCGACCUCAUCCGCAGGGGGAUGGCCGAGGAGGAUCCCAACGCGGAGCACGGCCUGAAGCUCGCGAUCAAGGACUACCCGUUCGCCAACGACGGCCUGCUGAUCUGGGACGCCAUCACGGGCUGGGUGCAGGCGUACGUCUCGCGGUUCUACCCUGACGCCGGCGGCGUGGCCGGAGACGCGGAGCUGCAGGCGUUCUGGGCGGACGUGCGCACCGUGGGCCACGGCGACAAGAAGGACGCGCCAGGGUGGCCAGCGCUGGACUCGCCGGACAGCCUGGCGCACGCGCUGACGACCAUCAUCUGGGUCGCGUCGGCGCACCACGCCGCCGUCAACUUCGGGCAGUACGACUUCGGCGGGUACUUCCCCAACCGGCCGUCCAUCGCGCGCACCAACAUGCCGGUGGAGGAGCCCGUCGACGCUGGCGCGCUCGCGGCGUUCCUGGACAACCCGGACCUGGCGCUCCGGGAGUGCUUCCCGUCGCAGGUGCAGGCGACGCUGGUGAUGGCCGUGCUGGACCUUCUGUCCACGCACUCCCCCGACGAGGAGUACCUCGGCGGGCUGGAGACCGCGCCGUGGAGCGACGACGCCGGGGUGCAGGCGGCGUACGGGGAGUUCAACGCGCGGCUCAAGGAGAUCGAGGGGAUCAUCGACGGGAGGAACGCGGACAGGAGGCUCAGGAACCGGUGCGGCGCCGGCAUCGUGCCGUACCAGCUCAUGAAACCCUUCUCCGAGGCCGGUGUGACGGGCAAGGGCAUCCCCAACAGCACGUCCAUCUGAGUUCUUAGAGCUUAGAGGGCACCUAUGGGGUUUCAUCAGAUCCAGAAACUAAUCGAACAUUGCAAUAAACUUACUAAGACGAUGUAUAUGGAUUGGUUUUUCUUUACAUUUUUAUGCUGGAGUAUUCAUGCUAGCCUUUGAUUCACAAAUAAUGUAUCUGAAAACAGGUUCCUGUA